This is a messenger RNA of Acanthoscelides obtectus, 198 nucleotides long. The record is from the annotation of a GenBank genome assembly. Lineage: Eukaryota; Metazoa; Arthropoda; Insecta; Coleoptera; Chrysomelidae.
CAGUUCUAGUGCUUUGAUUUUUGACUAUCGGACAGUUGGUGUUUGUGACUUGGAUAAAAGUAUGGGAAAAUCACGUGCAGACUUGUUUGGACGAGGAUCUACUUUAUGUGCUGGAGCAGAUACUCCUCUUAGCGAAAUAUUUUUAUUCAUACAAAACGGAGAACAAUGAGUACAUACUCGGAAUUUAAACUCAAGUGU